Messenger RNA from Zingiber officinale, 1353 nucleotides. Its product is annotated as GDSL esterase/lipase At5g33370-like. Gene Ontology annotation, molecular function: hydrolase activity, acting on ester bonds. The record is from RefSeq and is a predicted model, not a curated record. NCBI's taxonomy places the organism in Eukaryota, Viridiplantae, Streptophyta, Magnoliopsida, Zingiberales, Zingiberaceae. The transcript is spliced from 3 exons. Bases 28 to 1296 code for a protein of 422 amino acids.
UCGAAGAAUUAAUUAACAGAAUCGAUCAUGGAGCAGCUGCAGCAGGCCGCCACCAUCUUCCUCUUUCUAAGCCUGAUUAGUUUCUUAGCAAAUCUCUCGACAGCGGCGGCCGCCACUUCGCGGGCGGUCUUUGUCUUCGGCGACUCCACCGUCGACGUCGGAAACAGCAACUUCUUGAGUGAUGCACCCAAAGCCAACUUACCCCCUUACGGUGUCGAUUACCCUGGCCGGAUUCCCACCGGCCGGUUCAGCAACGGCUUCCUCGGCGUUGACUUCGUUGCCAAGGCGGCGGGGUUACGCAGGAGCCCGCAACCUUUUCUCUCUCUUGAUCCGAACGCCCGUCACGGGAGGCGAGGAGUAAACUUCGCCUCCGCUGGCUCUGGCGUUCUCGACACCACGGGGAGGUACGUCAUGAGGAUGACGCAGCAAAUACAAUACUUCUCCACGUUCGCCGGGAAUCUCACGGCGGCAAAGGGCGCCCGGUCCGCCGCCGCCUUCUUGAACAAGUCACUCUUCUGCGUCAGCGUCGGGAGCAACGACCUCUUCGCCCGCUCCGCCGCCCUCAUCCCCGGAAACAGCACCCAGAAGGACGAAAUCGUCGCCGCCGUUCUCCGACAGUUUGCGGACCAACUGCGGAGCCUUUACCAGCUCGGAGCGAGAAAGUUCUCGGUGGCCGGGACCGGGCAGAUCGGGUGCGUUCCGGGAGUCAGGAGGAGGGUUCCGGGGAACGCGUGCAGCCAGGAGCUGAAUGAUCUGUCCCUGAGGUUCAAGACCGGCACGAGGGCCCUGUUGGAGCAGCUCGGCAUGGAGCUGGAGGGGUUCAGAUAUUCAUUUUCCGAUUCCUUCGAAAUCGGUAGCCACAUCCAGUCGGAUCCCCAGAAAUACGGUGAGUGCGUGAGUGGGUGGUGUGCACAUGCAUGCAGCUUCGAUCUCAUCGAUUCAAUAAAUCAAUAUAUUAUAUACAGAUCGAUCGAUCGAUCGAUCGACAUGCUAAUUAACAAUGCUACGUUUGCGCGUACGGAUGGAUCGCUGAACAGGUUUUACGGAGCUGGCAGCUGCGUGUUGUGGGUCGGGAAGGUUGAACGCGGAGGGGCGGUGCACUCCCAACUCCACGUACUGCGGCGACCGGAAUCAGUAUUUUUUCUGGGACGAAGUCCACCCGACGCAAGCGAUGUACCGGCUGGGAGCUCGGCUGUCGAUCUACGGGCCACGCCAGUUUGCUUACCCUGUCAACAUCCACAGCUUGCUGAUGAAUUAAUUAGAAAAUUGAUAUGGUCUUUUAAUUGUCAUAGUUAAUGUCCGAAAGAAAAUUAAAUUACUUGGAAUCAGAAAAAAUAAAUAUUUAUUCGUAUA